Olea europaea var. sylvestris is the source of this 670-nucleotide messenger RNA. RefSeq lists its product as uncharacterized. NCBI's taxonomy places the organism in Eukaryota, Viridiplantae, Streptophyta, Magnoliopsida, Lamiales, Oleaceae. The record is from RefSeq and is a predicted model, not a curated record. The transcript is spliced from 2 exons. The coding region runs from base 176 to 496 and encodes 106 amino acids.
AAUGCCUUUGCCAUCUCCUUUCCCGUUCAAUCAUCCGUUCAAAAUCGUCGCCGCCGCCGUCUGCUCUCAGCCCACUGAGACCCACCUGUAGAAAACACAUAUUAUAGAUAUAUAAGAAAGAAAAAGAAAUAUAGAGAGGGAGGGGGCAGGUGUCUGGCGAUAGAGAUUGAAAAGGAUGAUAACGCGGUCAAAUUUGGCGGAGCAGCUGAGAGAAUAUCAAAUUCGAUCCAAACAAGGCUGGGCUUCCGUCUCUUUCUUCUCGUCCACCUCCAAUCUUACCACCUCUAGGGUCGAUGUUGCUCUCUUCGUGAUAUGGGAACUCAUCAUUUUAGCAUUCCUCGUUUUCUCUGCCGUUUCUUUAUAUUUUAGACAUUUGAAACUUGCUGUUUUUUUGGUAUUUAUUACAAUGCUACUACUUUUAUGCAUGAAAAUUACAAAGCAAGUAAGAUUGGCCCGGAAAAAGAAGCGAAGAAUGCUUCUUCCAUUAUCUAUGUAGAAAUCAAUGAAGUGAAAACUCUUUUGCAAUCAUGUAGAUUGUGAAAAUCCUUGGCCAUUGCUUUUAGUUUUCUAUUCGUUUUCUGUUCUUUUUUUUUUUUUUUUUUUGGUAUAUGUAAUUGUACCUGAGGCUAGCUUAUUUAACAAUAUAAUUGAUACGAUUAGUUCAUUACAA